UAAACCGGGUAACCAGAAAGAAGACCACGCUUAGCGGGGUAUAAAGGUACUGCUCGCGGCUACCUGGUCAGCAUUCACCCAGCAUCACUUCUACUAACAGUUCAUCCCUCGAGCAGCUCAUCAUGUCUUCUAAGAUGGUCUUCGUGUUGCUGGUGAUCUCGGCCGUGGCCACAGCCGACCUUCCCAACACUUACGGGCCUCCUCAGCAUCAGUCGCUGUACAAAGAGGAAGGCCGCCCAUACGACUUUUCCUACGAGGUCAAGGAUGACUACGCAGGCACCGACUUCGGCCACAGCGCGGAGUCCGACGGCAACACUGUCCGCGGAUCCUACACCGUCCAGCUCCCCGACGGACGCAAGCAAACGGUGUCCUACGUAGCUGACCACUUUAAUGGCUACCAGGCUGAGGUCAGCUACGAAGGAGAGGCUCAGUUCCCUCAUGAAUACGGCCCUGCUGUCACCUUCAAGCCCCAGCCCUCCUACCAGCAACCACAACCCACCUACCAGCAGCCUCAGCCCACCUACCAGCAACCACAACCAACCUACCAGCAGCCUCAGCCUACAUACCAACAGCCUGAACCUACCUACCAGCAACCUCAACCCACCUACCAACGGCCCCAACCCACCUACCAACGGCCCCAACCCACCUACCAGCAACCCCAGCCUUCAUACCAGUAAACAUCACUCGUGAAUGGAGCUCUGUGUCAACCAGUGCGACCACGUAUAUCUACACGUCCGAUAACGACAAUGCCAAGUAUACAAACCUUUUUUUCAUCAUAUCACUAACAAAAUGACUCAAACCGGUUAUUCGCUAGUUACAGCCCAGUUUGAGUAACGCCACUUCAUAACUCUAAUUAGCCAUAAACAAACAGGCAGUUCAGUCCAAACUAGUUUUAAAGUUUACGCAUCAAGGCUUUGAUUAAAACUUGAUUACAUAUGCCUCCUUCAAUAAUUUAUCUCGCAGACUUGAUUAACAAAACGCAAAAUUGUUACACAUCACUCCAAAAACGAAUAUCAAAUUUCAGGAUGUUGAUACAAAAUCUGAUUUUUAGGAUUCUAAGCAGAUCCUCAGGAGGUGAUAUUUAAUCAAGGUGUAUUCUCAACCAUUCAUCUGCUUACAACUAAAAGAGCUAAAUGCUCUCGUUAUUUUUUACGGUGGUCAUUUUCUGGUCGUUGCAACCGCGAUACAGAAUACAUGCUGCUCCCAUUCCUCUGUAUUUAUCAUAUGUUCCUAAAUCAGUGUUUAUUUUUGCUGUUACUGUUAGAGCUUUUACUUUAAGCCUGUAGGCUAGAGGUGUUGUAUUCAUUAAAUUGCUAAAUACCUACUUCAGCAGUCUGUUUUCAUGACAAAAUCAUACUAGUAGAGAUAAUGAUAUAAAACGACAAAAUAAAACUAUUAUAACACAAA
This is a messenger RNA of Penaeus chinensis, 1407 nucleotides long. RefSeq names its product cell division protein ZipA-like. The transcript has 4 exons. Gene Ontology annotation, cellular component: extracellular matrix. The record is from RefSeq and is a predicted model, not a curated record. Bases 123 to 677 code for a protein of 184 amino acids. Lineage: Eukaryota; Metazoa; Arthropoda; Malacostraca; Decapoda; Penaeidae.